Messenger RNA from Mixia osmundae IAM 14324, 3926 nucleotides. RefSeq lists its product as uncharacterized. The coding region runs from base 185 to 3868 and encodes 1227 amino acids. Gene Ontology annotation, biological process: mitochondrial DNA replication. Gene Ontology annotation, cellular component: gamma DNA polymerase complex; mitochondrion. The transcript has 3 exons. NCBI's taxonomy places the organism in Eukaryota, Fungi, Basidiomycota, Mixiomycetes, Mixiales, Mixiaceae. The record is from RefSeq and is a predicted model, not a curated record. Gene Ontology annotation, molecular function: DNA-directed DNA polymerase activity; 3'-5' exonuclease activity; DNA binding.
UCCAGGAGGUGAACAUAGACCGCAUUUUCAGCCUUGCUCAGUCGCAUCGUCGUCGGUUUCUCGGCCUUUUCAGCGUCAGCAUCGUCCGUCCGCUUCUUCUUGCCCUUCUUGACCGAGCUUGCGCCAUCGCCCGACUCGCCUGCUGUUGUUCCCUUGUCUUGCUUCGCUUUCGUCUUGGACGUCGAUGCCACUGGCCCGUCCUUGUCCUUCGCACGGGGCUUGCUCGCCUUGCUGGCUGGAUCUUUGGCCAUCUUUCGACGACACCGGUGACGGCCAGUCGACAAUUUUUGGCAGUCGGCCGCGAGGAAGUUGUCGCAGUCGCUGGACAAGCCAAAGCGAGCAAGAUGUGCCGGCCGAGGAGGGAGACCAGUCAAGUCGAGUAGGAAGCAGUAGGCCCCGAUCGACGGCCAUGCUUCGAUCACGGCACUCGAAGCAUGCUGCUCGUGCAUGGACAAGCAACAGAGCCCUGGCCUCUCAUGCCCCCUCCCAUCAUCCAGACUCAGAGCCACUUGAGGUUCACUCAGUGCCUCGCAAUGAAGUCUCUGUCCAGCUACUCUCGCGGAGUCUCCACCGGCAGGUCUUCAAGGGAGCCAAGUUCCCCUUGCCAGAUCUGAGGGCGCUCGACAUCUCCAAGCAGCAUCUCGCCGCUCACGGACUGGCCAAGACGGUGAGCAAGCCGAUACCGGAGACCGACUUCAUCCUGCCCAAGCUACAAGGCAGCAACAUCGAUGAACAUUUCUGGCGGCUCGGACUCGCUUCUGCCCAGCCUUACCUCAGCCUGUCCGAACACUUUGCCCUCAAUGUCACCCUGCCCGAGCAGCCUGUCGAGUGGGCCAUGGAGCCAGGCUGGACACGCUAUAACAGGGAUGGCUCAUGGGAAUCCGUCCUGGCUCCAUCCGAUGACGCAAUCGUCUUUGAUGUAGAGACGCUCUACAAGAUCAGCCCGUAUGCUGUCAUCGCUGCUGCUGCAUCCGAGAGGCACUGGUACAGCUGGGCUUCUCCCUGGCUGCUCGGACAGACCGAAGAUAUGGAGCAGCUCGUCCCCAUGCCCAGCGAUCGCGAGCGUGUCAUUGUCGGCCACGCAGUGAGCUACGAUCGUGCUCGCCUUCGGGAGGAAUACAGUCUCGAGAGAACAAAGACGCGAUUCGUGGACACCAUGUCACUCCACGUCGCCGUCUAUGGUCUCUCGUCACCGCAGAGAAUGGCCUGGAUGGCCUAUCGCAAAGCCAAGAUUGCCAAAGCCGCCGCCGCAUCAGACGAGCCGGCUUCAUUCGAUGCAGGUAUGGACAGAGCAUGGCAAGAUGUCAGCUCCCUCAGCUCAUUGGCCGACGUUGCCAAGCUCCAUUUGGGCCUCGAAGUCGACAAACGGCCACGAGACUGUUUCGAGCAUUACUCGCGCGAACAAGUCGUCGAUCACUUCCAGGAGCUCAUGACCUACUGUGCGACCGAUGUGGCGACAACCCACCGUGUCUAUGCUAUUGUCCUGCCUGCCUUCCGUCAAACAUGCCCCAACCCGGUCAGCUUUGCAGGCAUGCUCAAUAUGGGCAAUCCUUUCCUGCCCGUCGAUCAGAGCUGGCCCGAAUUCAUCGAAAGAGCAGACAGCAAGUUCAGGGAGCUCUCGGAGGCCGUACAGGAGCGCUUGCGCAUGCUCGCUCAAGAAGCCCGGCGACUCAUCUUCAAGGAAGAUGAGAGUGGUCGGCCAGUCUACGAACAGGAUCCUUGGCUCAAGCAACUCGAUUGGUCUCCGAAACGCGCUCGCAGGCUGCCAGGCAAUAAGCGAGCCCGUAGAUCAAAAGCCGCCGCCGAUCUGAAGCCAGAUAAUGGUCUCACUGUCUUGCCGAAAUGGUUUGCCGCUUGCUUGGGCAGCGACGGCGACGCUAUCACGAUAGAGCACAACAGCACACAGGCUGCCCUCUUGCUCAAUCUGUCUUGGCGGGGCUAUCCCGUGAGACAUUCCAAGGCUCAUGGCUGGCUGUUCCACGUGUCCGACGAUAAAGCUUCGCAAUUUGAGCUCGACACGACUUGUGAGAGGCGGGUCGAGCCCGACUCAGAUAGCAGCUCAGGUCUCUACUUCUUCAAGUCCACUGGGAAGAUUCGGACGAUCAUCGCUCCUUCCACCAAGAAACUCUUCGAAUCUGGCAAGCUCGCUUCGCCAAACGCCGAAUUGUUAGCAUACAUCGUUGCACCAAAGAGUGACAACGCAGACGUCGCAGCAUUGCUGCAGUCCAGAUUGACAGAGCUUGCCCUAGCCGCACUGCAGGAGAUGCCUCGGAGCAAAGCGAAGGCCGAUUCCUGGCUCAGGCAACUCGAUUGGGACGAGGUUGAAGUAGAGCUACCCACCGGGUCUCGCUUCGACAGAGCCGGCGAACGAGCCUGUGCAGACACAAACGAAGCAGACAUCGCAGAAGCAGCACUCGACGAACCAGAUGCCGCGGAUCUGAUCUGGCCAAAAUGGUUCUGGGACCUGGACAAGAUCGGCAAAGGACUCGAUCUGUCCGUCAGAACGCGAGUGUCGCCUCUGUUGCUCAAGCUUCGAUGGGAAGGCUACCCGCUCGUGCAUUCGCGCGAACAUGGCUGGACUUAUCGGGUCUCUUUAAGCGAAGUGUCGGCUAGCUCGGCAUCAGAGCGCAAGCCGCUCAAGUUCACCAAUCUCGCCGAUGCCAACCUGUCUUUCGAUUCUGACGCGCAAUACUACAAGCUGCCGCAUAAAGAUGGCGAGGAUGCCAAUGUGGGCAGUCCGCUCAGCAAACCUUUCAUGCCUGCCUUUGAGCAGGGCAUCCUCAGCUCGGAGUAUCCAGUCGCCAAAGAGGCGCUCGACAUGAACGCACAAUGUAGCUACUGGGUCAGCGCACGAGAUCGUAUUGUUCAGCAAUUCGUCGUGUGGCGAGACUCGGAUACCUCUUCCCCGACAAGCGCCGACGUCAGGCUUGGUAUGAUACUCCCUCAAGUCGUCACAAUGGGUACAGUCACGCGUCGUGCUGUAGAGAAAACCUGGCUAGCAGCGUCGAAUGCGAAGAAGAACCGAUUGGGCUCAGAGCUUAAAGCGAUGGUCAAAGCACCUCCGGGCUACUCCAUCGUCGGCGCAGAUGUCGAUUCGGAAGAGCUCUGGAUUAGCAGCGUCAUGGGGGAUGCUCAAUUCGGUGUUCAUGGCGCUACGGCAAUAGGAUGGAUGACCCUCGAAGGCACAAAGUCGGAAGGCACGGACUUACACUCAAAGACCGCUUCCAUUCUGGGCAUCUCGCGAGACGAUGCCAAGGUAUUCAAUUAUUCGCGUAUUUAUGGAGCCGGCGUGCGACACGCUGUACAGCUCUUGACAAAAUCGAAUCCCACACAGACGAAAGAGGCCGCUACCGCACUCGCAAAGCAGCUGUACGUCUCCACAAAAGGCAUCAAUACGUACCGCAAAGACGCAUUCGACCGUCGCUUCUGGUUCGGCGGCACCGAGAGCUUUCUGUUCAACAAACUCGAGGAAAUCGCAAUGAGUGAUGAUCCGCGUACCCCUGCACUUGGCUGCGGCGUUACGAAAGCGCUGUCAAAGUCAAAUCUGCCCAAGACUGCAAAAUCAGAAGCAGGCGAGGACUUUAUGCCUUCGCGCGUCAAUUGGGCAGUCCAAUCGAGCGGUGUUGACUACUUGCACCUGCUCAUCGUCGCCAUGGAAUAUCUCACGCGUCGCUUCGACAUUGCUGCGCGCUAUAUGAUCUCGGUACACGACGAAAUCAGAUACCUUGUCAAGGACGAGGACAAGUAUCGAGCUAGCUUGGCUCUACAGAUUGCGAAUCUCUGGACAAGAUCCAUGUUCAGCUAUAAGCUCGAGAUGGACGAUCUGCCCCAAGUAAGCCAGACGUUGUUACUCCGUAAUCUUGACUAAGGCUUCUUCAACAGUCUUGCGCAUUCUUCUCGGCGGUCGACGUCGAUCACGUCUUCAG